Molecule: messenger RNA, 516 nt
Organism: Plasmodium adleri (nom. inval.)
Lineage: Eukaryota; Apicomplexa; Aconoidasida; Haemosporida; Plasmodiidae
Product: Plasmodium exported protein (hyp10), unknown function
Exons: 2
Coding region: 1-516 (171 amino acids)
Source: RefSeq, a predicted model, not a curated record
AUGUCUUGUAAUUAUUUUAAAUUAUCUUUGUUUUCCAUCCUAUUUCCCGAUGAUCAAAUAUUUUAUAAUAAAAUAAAUACCGUUGAUAUUAUAAAUGCAACACCUAGGAUAUUACUAGCCGAAGCACAAGAAACAGAUAUAUUUAAGACACAUACAGGAGAAAAUUCACUGACAUACCCAACAGAUAAUAUAUUAGAGGAAAAUGAUACGGGAUAUCAUAAAACAUCCUCUACAUCUACAUUAAAUUAUGAUAUUCAUGAAGAACCUGAUAGUCAAACGGAACAGGUUGAAUUGGAAAAUGAGAAUAAUAAUAAUUCAGAUUUACAGAAAUCGCAUAAAAAUUCGAAUUGCAAAAAAAUGAAAAAAUCUGCUAUAAUAAUUUCAUUAAUAUUAUAUUUCCCAAUUCCUUUAUUAUAUCUUAUCCCACAUUAUGUACACAACAAAAAUAAAAAAAAAAAUAUCCAUGAAGAUCUAGUCAGCGUAUCAGAAAAAAAUAUAGAUGCCAUUUCUGUAUAG